AUGCGCCCCGCGAAAAGAACAACACCCGCCCGCCCCCUCCCGCCAAAACAAGCACACAAAGCUCAGAAAGGCGGGUGUGUGCGUGUCAAGAUAGAGGGGUGUCCCAAAAAUUUGGCACCCUCAAAAAAACCGCCCACCCACCCACACCGACCCACCCACCCACCUUUCGCCCACCCACCUUUCGCCCACUCCAGGAAGCGCAUCGAGGGCGGGCGCGCCGUCUUCGACGUGACGCUGCCCAAGCCUCUGGGCAUCACCCCCAGAAACUUCCCCAACCGACCUGGCGUGGGCAUCGCCGGCAUCAAGCCAGGCGCGACGCCCGACUUGUACAACAAGAAAGUCUUGCUGCAAGAUGCGCCUGGGAUGUUUGUGCUGGAGGGGGACGAGGUGGUGGCAGUCAAUGGCACUCUUUGCGAAGGUCAGGACUUGCAGAACGUGUCGCAGCUGGUCAAGGAGUCAGAAGGCGACACGCUGACUCUGAAGCUGGUGCGGAACUACCUCACUGGACCCGUGAAAAUUAUUUGGAAGCCAUCUUUGAAGAUGGCCACCUACAAGAGAGGCGCCAUCCUCCGAGCGUGUGAGGAGACCUUGGGGGCGAACGUGCGCUACUCCUGCGAGGAUGGCUGGUGCAGUUCCUGUUGGCACGCGGAGGAGCACUACAUGACAGUCUAUCGAAUUUGUAAGAUGAGUGUGCCCGAUAAGUGGGACAACAUCAUGCCCUUCGUGCUGUUGAGCGCCCUCGAGGUAAAGAACACCAAGGGCACCUUGGUUGGAGAGCUGGGGCCAGCUGGGGAUAUCAAUUCUUUAUAA
Molecule: messenger RNA, 810 nt
Organism: Effrenium voratum
Lineage: Eukaryota; Dinophyceae; Suessiales; Symbiodiniaceae
Source: the annotation of a GenBank genome assembly